AUUGGCUACCGCCCAUGGGGCGAUAUCGGCCCAGGGCGGUGCGGGGCGCCACCCGGCGAUGAUGGGGACGGGGACGGCGAUGGCGGCGGAUGGCGGGGCGGUGCGGCGGCGCGGCGGCCCGCGGCGUUCGGCGGCGGCCACGGAGCUGCCCGCCUGGCGGUUGCGCUGCGAGGGCGGCCGGCAGCGCUGGUGCUACCUAGGCGACGGCGAUGGUGACGACGGCGAGCCGGGCGGCGAGCGGCGGGCGCAGACGGCGCUGGAGGAGCACAGCCUCGGGCUAGACACGGGCACGACGCUGCGGCCUUUGCCGGCGGCCGGUACGGCCCGGGAGGCUGCCUGCAAGGGCAUGCAGUUCUACGCCGCCUUGCAGGCCGAGGACGGACACUGGGCAGGCGACUACGGCGGGCCCCUCUUCCUCCUGCCAGGUCUCCUCAUCACAUGCCACACUGUAAAGAUCCAGCUGCCGGAGGGGUUUCGGAAAGAGAUGGUGCGCUACCUGCGCUCCGUGCAGCUCCCGGACGGAGGCUGGGGCUUGCAUGUGGAAGACAAAUCGACCGUGUUUGGCACAGCACUCAACUACAUAGCCCUGAGGAUCCUGGGGGUUGGACCAGAUGACCCUGACAUUGUGAGGGCCCGUGUCAACCUGCACAGCAAAGGAGGUGCUGUGGGAAUCCCUUCCUGGGGGAAGUUUUGGCUGGCUGUCUUGAACGUUUACAGCUGGGAGGGAAUGAACACACUUCUCCCAGAAAUGUGGCUGCUUCCUACGUGGUUUCCAGCCCACCCGUCCCGGCUCUGGUGUCACUGCCGCCAGGUUUACCUCCCCAUGAGCUACUGUUAUGCCAGGCGUCUGUCAGCAGAAGAGGAUGAGCUCAUACGGAGCUUACGGCAGGAACUAUAUGUGGAAGACUACACCAGCAUAGACUGGCCAGCCCAGAGGAACAACGUGGCUGCCUGUGAUAUAUAUACCCCACACAGCUGGCUGCUGGGGGUUGCCUAUGCCAUCAUGAAUGUGUACGAAGCCCAUCACAGCACCCAUCUGCGGCAGCGAGCCAUCACAGAGCUGUACGACCACAUCAAAGCUGAUGACAGAUUUACCAAGUGCAUCAGCAUUGGGCCGAUUUCCAAGACGAUCAACAUGCUGGUUCGCUGGUUCGUGGAUGGGAAGAACUCCCCAGCUUUUCAGGAGCAUGUUUCCAGGAUCCCCGACUAUCUCUGGCUGGGCCUCGACGGCAUGAAGAUGCAGGGCACAAAUGGAUCACAGCUCUGGGAUACUGCCUUUGCCAUCCAAGCCUUCUUGGAGGCAGAAGCCCAGAAGAUGCCUGAAUUCACAUCCUGCCUCCAAAAUGCCUAUGAGUUCCUCCGGUUCACCCAGAUCCCAGAGAACCCACCCGACUACCAGAAAUAUUAUCGCCAUAUGAACAAGGGUGGCUUCCCCUUCAGCACCCGAGACUGUGGCUGGAUCGUGGCAGACUGCACAGCAGAGGGGCUGAAGUCAAUUAUGUUGCUGCAGGAGAAGUGCCCCUUCAUAGCUAAGCUUGUUCCCCCUGAACGCCUCUUUGAUGCCGUGAAUGUGUUGCUGAGCAUGAGGAACUCAGAUGGAGGCUUUGCCACAUAUGAAACCAAGCGAGGAGGCCACUUACUGGAGCUGCUGAACCCCUCGGAGGUGUUUGGUGACAUCAUGAUUGACUACACCUACGUGGAGUGCACAUCGGCUGUCAUGCAGGCACUGAAACACUUCCACGAUGAGUUCCCUGAGUACAGAGCCCGAGAAAUCAGGGACACUCUGCAGAAGGGCCUGGACUUCUGUCGCAAGAAGCAGCGAGCUGAUGGGUCAUGGGAAGGGAGCUGGGGGGUUUGUUUCACCUAUGGCACCUGGUUUGGUCUGGAGGCGUUCGCCAGUAUGCAGCACAUAUAUGAGGACAGGGCUGCGUGCCAAGAGGUGGACCAGGCCUGCAAGUUCCUCCUCUCCAAGCAGAUGGCAGAUGGUGGGUGGGGAGAGGACUUCGAGUCAUGUGAGCAGCGCACAUACGUGCAGAGUGCCAUGUCGCAGAUCCACAACACAUGUUGGGCCCUGCUGGGGCUCAUGGCUGUCAGGUACCCUGACAUCGAAGUACUGGAAAGGGGCAUCAAAGUGUUGAUUGAUAAGCAGCUGCCCAACGGGGACUGGCCUCAGGAGAAUAUUGCUGGGGUAUUCAACAAGUCAUGUGCCAUCAGUUACACUGCGUACCGCAAUGUCUUCCCCAUCUGGACGCUAGGGCGUUUCUGCCGGCUGCAUCCCAACAGCCCUCUUGCUGGGCAACUGCAAUCCAGAUCCUUGGCUGGAGCAGGGAAGAUUGUGCAGGAGGUCUUGUCUGCCUGAACCUGGGCCAUUGCAGAUGCCGUGGCCUCUAACUUGUCUUAGAUAUCCGCUGCUGCGUGGGGCCACGGGGGUGUUUCCUGCGUAGGAUAUCUCAGUGCUGAUCUUAACACAUGGACCGCUGCCUCUGCCAGGGAGGAGGGCUGUCAUGGUGCUGCAGAGUUGAACCUCUACUAAAAAUCUGCUUUUAAAGGUUUUUCCCAAGUAUAUCCUCCCUCACAGGAUGGGGAGUAAAGUGCCUUUUCAGACUGGUGAUCUGAGAAGGGAAAGCUGCCAGGCUGUGUUGUAUUACACGUCUAGACAGACUCUCUCAUCCUGGAUAGAGCAAGGCCACCUUUAUCUUCCCCUUGUGCUGUCCAGGUUGGCUGCCUGUGGCAAAAGUGUGGGAUUUGGGGCCUCCCCUGCGCCCAUCAUUGUGAUGGGGUGCACUGCACAAUCCCUGCUGAGCUGGCCUCUGUCCUGUGGGUGCCAGCAACCGCCUUUGAGGUGCUCUCUGCUCGGAAGCCUGUGCUGGGAGGGGAAGGGCACCUGUCCUCCCCCAGAAAGAUGGGAAAGAGGAGUGUGUCCCUCAAUUUUCUUACCGCCAGCUGGUGGCACCUGGCUUCCCAGAGCCUCACAGGUGAAGUCACCAGCAUCAUUCCCACUUUGAAAAAGGGGAAAUCGAAGCAGAAAGCACUGAGGUGGUGAGUGUCAGGGCACAGCCUGGCUAUGGCGUGGGUGGGCAUUCACAUUUCCUUGUCAGAGUUGGAAGUUGCAUUGACUGACAGAUUAAUAAAUUGCUAAUGGUGUUGAAAGUGGAACUUAACUGUGUGUUAGUCUCCUUAUGGUCUGGCCCAGUGUGUAUCCCAAGCAGAGGGGAGCUUGCACAGCAGUGUCCUGUAACCUGGCUUGGGUCACCUGUCCCCAGUGGUAUGGGCAACAUCUCCACCUUGCUUGCAGCCUGUGCCUGCUUUGCCCUCCUCCAAUAUCUUAGGCCCCAGAAAAAUAUAAUCAAGGAAGCAGCUGUCUAAAGGGGAAUGAUGGCUUCCCUCUGUCUGCUGCUUACACUCAUGCGAAUAAGCCCAGUGUGCAGUUGGCUGCACUCUCCCACACUCAUUGCCCACCUGGUCCAUUUUUGCAAAGCUGUUCCUCAGCCAGCUGGCUGCAUGGGGUUAUUCCAUCCUAGGGGAAAAAUGUUGUAUUUGCCUGGGUCUAACUUCAUAGAAGAACCAUAGAAUCAUAGACCUUCCCGCUCAACCCAUUUCUCCAGCCUCUGAGUGGCAGCUCUACUCUGUACCAUAUCCUUGAUCUGCCCAGGCUGGUAGGGUCUGCAGACUUUCUGAGCCUAUACUUCAUCCCCUCGCCCAGGUUGUUAGCUGGAAAAGCUUAUUUAAGUGAACUCCACUCAGGUUGUUUGGACAGCCCUGUUUGCCUUUUCCAAAUUCUGGACUCCUUUACACCUGCCUGUGACACUACUCUGCAUUUAAAGCACCUCCAUAUUCCCUGUUAUGAGCAGAAAGAGAGUUUUGUUGUAGUUUUGAUUUUGCUUUAUUUUUAAAUCAUUGUAGGGCAACUUGAUAAAACCCGUGUCCUUUCAACAAAUUAUUGUAAAGUUUUUUAUUAUUUUAUUUUAUUGUAUACAGUUUCUUGAUACCUAAUGCACUGAGCAACAUCGUGUUGCUAGGAGUGCUGCAAAGAAGCAGCUGUUUUAUGGCUAAAAUCCCAUUUUCAUUAUAAACAUUUUGGUUGGUAAGGGGACAAAGAUUUGUGACGUUAGAUACCAGUUAGCUGGGUUUAUGCCCUGUAUGGAUUCUUUUGUUUCCAUCUUUGCAUAAGAUCAGGAGCAGGGAGUGGCCAUUACUAAGCUUUCUUCUAGCUGAAACUGAAUUGAUUCAAGUGUCCUGCAGCUGUGUGCCUUGAGAGGAUGUGGCUGUUCGGAUUUCAACCUAGGUUUUGGCUUGAGAACAAAUUUCCCUUUAACCAAACAAAACUUGGGUUACCUUGCAAAUUUUACAGCCAUAAGCUGCUGAACGUAACUUAUUUUCUGUCUUCGAGUACUGUCUGCAGUUUUGGGUGCCUCAAUUUAAGAAGGACAUCAGACACCCUCGAGGUGGGGCUGCACCAGUGCAGCGUUGAACGGCUGGGAGUUUAUCAUCCCCCAAAUCGUGGUCUUCCAACAAUGUUACCAGGUUAGGGAUGAGGACAGUGAUUUGGCAUCCAGGAGACAUGAUGUCAAACCCUGCUCCCCAGCAGCUCUACAGGGCCAGGCUGAUCUGUUUUUCUUGGACGGAUCUCAAAAGACAUAGAAAUGUCUAAUUCUCAUGGAGUUCAGAAGUCAUCCGGAUCCUCAAAUACCUGUGGGGCUUUGGACCUAGUUUCUGCUCUACACUUGAAUUAGGAUUUAAUAGCACUUUCUCAUCCCCUGAUUUUGUCAAGACAGACAAGAGAGACAAAGACCAAAAAAGUCACCAUGACAAUCCAGACAUUUGAUACUUAAGUAAUACUUCUCUCACGCUGGUAGUGAAGUACUACUUUUUUCGUGCUGUCAUCAGUUUCUUUGCGUGUGGGGUUAGUUUGCGAUUUUCUCUGUUCAUACAGCUGCUGUUGUCCUUGAACCAAUUUCCAAAAUAGUCCUCAUCAAUUUAAAAAAGAGACUGUUUUUCUAUCAGGAGCUAGGAAGCUGGGCUUGUUGCUUCUUCAGGUCAAUGGCAGUCAGCUUUUCCAGCAAGAUGACCAUGUUCUUGCCACAAACAGGACCAACGUAUCUUGCUCUAAAACUAAUUUGUUUUCUAUGUUGAGCACAAGACUGUAAUUAUGAUUCCUCAACAGAGUGUGAAAGCUGUUCCCUAUGCCUGAGACAAAGGCCAUAUUAAUGGAUUUUAAGUCUUGAUGGUAUUGGUUAAUGUUUUAAAGCUGUCCUAGAGACUCCUGUGGUUUGAAGCCUCUUGGCUGUCAGCUCAGUUUUUUCAUGUGUCUGAGAAGCAGGUCCCUGGUUGAGCUAGGACAGUGACAUGACUUUGGUGAAAUUACAAUCUCGGGGCAGCUAGUAUUUUAAAUUCCAGCUGUGAGGUACUCUAAGGUGUCAUGACUCAAAGGCCAGGCUACGCAUAAGUUGGGAAACUUGGGUUCUUCAGUCUUCUAUUCAAAUUCAGCAUGCCAAAACUGGAACAUGUUGAAGUUGCUGAGGUUUUCUGAAUAUUAACUACCCUUCCACUUUCCCUCCCACCCCAAGAAACCAGAAACCCCCACUUUAGGAUUACUGUGUGAUGAUAAUUUCUUAAUCUAAUUUCUACAUAGGAAUAGCCAAGGUAAACAACAGCACUGACAAAAGAGAUAAUGGCCCCUAUCCCCAGCAGUUCACCCUUCUACCUUCAGGGGCUACUGCUUUUUAGGGGGGGGAAAAAAACCUCAGGACUAUCUUGUGCAAGGUUGCCAUCUUGGCUUUCAUUUACAAAAUAAAAAUAAAAAUCAAGCUACAUUU
Molecule: messenger RNA, 5816 nt
Organism: Chroicocephalus ridibundus (black-headed gull)
Lineage: Eukaryota; Metazoa; Chordata; Aves; Charadriiformes; Laridae
Gene: LSS
Product: lanosterol synthase
Exons: 22
Coding region: 59-2359 (766 amino acids)
Biological process (GO): cholesterol biosynthetic process; triterpenoid biosynthetic process
Cellular component (GO): lipid droplet
Molecular function (GO): lanosterol synthase activity
Source: RefSeq, a predicted model, not a curated record